Messenger RNA from Cydia splendana, 3926 nucleotides. RefSeq lists its product as uncharacterized. Gene Ontology annotation, biological process: transmembrane transport. Gene Ontology annotation, molecular function: monocarboxylic acid transmembrane transporter activity. The transcript is spliced from 12 exons. The record is from RefSeq and is a predicted model, not a curated record. The coding region runs from base 66 to 3911 and encodes 1281 amino acids. Gene Ontology annotation, cellular component: membrane. Lineage: Eukaryota; Metazoa; Arthropoda; Insecta; Lepidoptera; Tortricidae.
GUAUCAAAGACUGCACUGCCCCGUCCUCAUUUAUAUACAUUUUAUUCAAUAAUAAAUGUUAGUGGAUGAAUAGGAUGGCUAAAACAAAGGAUAUGAAAUCUAAAGUGAAAAUGGAAGGUGAAUUCAUCCCCCCGGACGGAGGCUGGGGGUGGAUGAUUAUCAUUGCCGCUGGAUUUUCUAACCUGUCCGCUCUGCCGAUGCUCCAGCAGUUCGGGCUGCUGUUCCGCGACAGGUUCGCCAGCCUCGGCAUCACCAGCUCGGAGACCACCACCAUCAUAAACAUGAACUCGGCGCUGACCUCUUGCGUCGGUUUAGCCAACGGGCCAGUAUUUAAAACAUUCACCUACCGCCAAGUGUCGCUGACUGGAGCAUGCGUGGUCUUCAUUUCAUUAAUUCUAUGCACAUUUUCGUACAACUUCGUCACCUACCUCGUAUCGUUUUCUAUACUGUAUGGUGCUGGAUACGGAAUAAGCAGCUCAGCUAAUGCACUUGCUUUAAACACUUACUGGAAGAAUAGAAGACGUCUAGCGACCGGCCUCUCAUGGACUACCACAGGUCUUGGCCCUAUGUUAUGGCCACACAUUAUCACCGGUCUGAUCUAUCUCUUUGGCGAACAUGGAUGCAUUUUUCUUAUAAGUGGGUUUUCCUUACAUGCCAUCGCUUGCGCAUUGCUACUUCAACCAGUGGAAUGGCACUGCAAAUCUACUAAUCGAGAAAAUGGCGACGAAGAAAAAUUGUUGGGUUCUGAACAAUCUGACAAAAAGGAUAAAGAAAGUGGUUAUUUCAGCAAUAUGUCAAAAUUUAAGAAUUUCAGUGCUUUUUCCAGUCAGUAUAUUUAUAAUGAGGAUGAUCCAAUUAAUCCAGGAUAUGAAAUCACAGACCCAGGAGUGCCCAUGAUGUUGCGUGCCAACGACGGUUACUUCAGUCAAUCACGACAAUCGAGAAGCAGGCUGUCGUCAAGGGAUGCCUCAGCUAAAACUUCCCGCAUGAAUUCAAAAAAACCUUCAAUGUCUAAUUUAGCUGAAAAUCGAUCUCGCAAAUCUUCUACGUUAUACCUCAAUGAAUCUAAAAAAAACUCUGCAGCAAAUCUGGGCACACUAGCCAACGAACGAGAAAGUUAUAAACCCAAGCUAUACCUUAAUGAAUCUAAAAAAAACUCUGCUGUGAAUUUAGGAGCCAUGGCUCAAGAAAGAGACAAUUAUAAACCAAAGAGAAAAACUUCUAUCACUCAAACGCAGAUUCCAGAAUCAGAAAUAGAAGACUGCCCGACACUUAAAGCUCCUCAAGAUCUUAAAGCUGAUGAAAAGGCAGCUGUUGAAAAUAUAGACCCAGAAAAAGCUAAAGUUAUUGCAGAUAAGGCUGAAAAACAUUUAGCUGGCAGUAAAAGUCUAAAAUCAUUCAAAAUGGAGGGUCAGUAUGGCGAGACAUACAACAAAAAUAAUCAUAGCAACAUAUCGCUUAAAAAUCAAGACGAUGUUGAUGAACGAAAAUAUUUAAGAGAUAAUGCCAGCAAUCAAUCAUACCGUACUAGAUAUAGACGGAAAUCGAAUAAUUUUAAUUACGAAAGCGAAGUGUUAAAACAAGCUUCUUUGAAAUUAGAGCAAUAUUUAAAAGAGAACGAAGAACCUGAUAAGUUCAAAUUGUUAAUUAAUGGACAGUUGGAGGAUGAUGUGUUUGAAGAAAACACAGAAAACAAGGAUGAUGAAGAUGAUGAAGAAGAACAGCUUACGUUUUGUCAAAAAGUUGCAAUAUUCUUCGAUUUAGAUUUGCUGAGAGACUUCACUUUCAUUAACUUGAUGCUCGGAAUCACCUUAGCUAACUUUAAUGAACUCAAUUUCUCUAUCCUAACGCCAUUUCUACUAGGUGAUUACGGUAUGAGUAAAUCAGAAGUGGCUUUCUUUAUGUCGUUGCUAGCGGGAGUGGACAUUUGCGUCAGAUUCUGCAUCCCUUUCGUAGCUGGCAAAAUCGGAUGGGACAACAAUUCGUUCUUCCUUUUUGGUGUCUUAUCAAUGGCAAUGGGUAGAGUGGUUCUCGCCCACUACCAGACGUACUCGGUAGUGCUCCUAGUGGCGGUCAUGAUCGGCUUCGGCAAGGGCCUGCGGACGGUGUUCAUGGCGCUGGUGAUCCCCACCCACGUGCCGCUGCACAAGCUGCCCGGGGCUACCGGCAUCCAGCUGCUCACAGCCGGCAUCGUAUACUUGGUGUUGGGACCUGUUGUUGGUACGGUUAUUAACGCACUUACCAGACGUCUCUAUAUGAAGUGGGAACUAAGUUGCAUUACAAUGUCUAGACCCAAAGUGACUAAAGUGCCGCCUGACGGGGGAUACGGCUGGGUCGUCACAUUUGCUUACGCUUUAAACAAUGUCGUGGUACUGCCGCUCAUAGCCGGUUUCGGCUUAGUGUUUCAAGAAGCGUUCCACGACGUGGGCUUGUCAGCGACACAGGGCACCCUGAUCAUCACCUUGAACCAUGGGUUCGGGAUGCUACUCUCGUUCUUCGGCGGGCCGGUGCUGCGCCGCUUCGGGUACAGGAAGGUGGCCAUCACGGGAGCCAUACUCAUCUCAGCGGGGCUUAUGCUCACGUCCGUUGCGUCCAGUUUCUGGCUCUUCCUGUUUUCUUAUAGCAUUUUAAAUUCAAUGGGAGUAGCAUCAGUCAUGGCAGCCUUCUCCCUAGCCAUUAACUCAUAUUUUAAAGAGAAAAGAAGCAGAGCUGUUGGUGUCGGAAUGUCCAUCACAGGGCUCGGAACCAUCUACAUGCCUCUACUCAUGAGUGCACUCAUAUAUGCCUACGGAUGGAGGUACGCUGUGCUCACUCUGGGAGCAAUUUGCCUACACUCUUUGGUAGGAGCUUGCUUACUUAGACCAGUAAAAUGGUACAUGGUAACACCUCCCCAGGAAAUGGUGCCGCUGAACAAAGAUGAUCAAGUAGAACUUAUUAAUGAAGGACUUCCACAUAAUGGCACUGUACCAUCGCUUCCACAACUUGAAGAGUUGAAAGAAAAUGGAUCGGUGUCUGUCAAAAGCCUGUCAAUGAGAUCACUAUCCAACGGUUUAAGUUUAGAAACCAGAAAUGCCAUUUCACAUCCCGAUGUGCAUAAAAAGUCUCAAGAACCAACAUCGGUUUUAGAGUAUAAAUGGUGGGAAUCUCAAGAAAUCAAUUUGGGUAGUUCGAUAAAUAUAUUUCGUGAGAAUGAGCUUCACAAAAAGCCUGUACCAGAAAAAGAGGCUUUCAUCGAUAAAACACUAGAAAUUGAAUCAAGCAAAACACUUGUGCAAAAAUUUGUUGACUUUUUCGAUCUGACUCUAUUGAGAGAUCCAAUAUUCUUGAACAUAAUGUUUGGAUUAUCAAUGGCUGGUUGUGUAGAGACAAAUUUUUCCUUAUUAUUUCCAAUAAUUCUUAAGGAUAUGUUAAGAUUUGAGACUUCGCAAAUAGCAAACUUAAUGGCUGUGAUCGGAUUUUCCGAUACUUUGUUUCGACUAGUGUCUCCGUUUAUAGGAGAGUGGUGCAAUAAGUCGCCCAGAGUCAUGUACAUAGUCAGCUUAGCUAUGGUCAUCUUUAUCAGGUCAAUAAUGUUAUUUACAACUUCGUUCAUUGGAAUGAUAUUCGUAGCCCUAGCAAUGGGGAUAACGAAAGGGGUACGGACGGUCUACAUGAAUAUUGUGAUACCGAACUACGUGCCCUUAGAACGACUGCCUUUCGCCUCUGGAAUCCAGAUGUUCUUCAACGGUAUCAUUAUUAUCACGCUAGGUACCGUGUUAGGGAAAGUCCGUGAGCUAUCCGGAAACUACAGAAUACCUAUCGUUAUCUUGAACUGUGUCACAAUGGUCACUGUAAUAAUGUGGGGUGCCGAGUUUCUCUACUUCAAGUUCAAGAACAAAUCCAAUGAAGAGGCAAAAGAAACGACCAGUUGAAGGCUGAAAUUAACC